UAAUUAACUCUAGAGCCUUUCUAGUGCGUUCAUAAAUCGAAAAAAUCAGUAAACUCAAAAAUUUUUUUCGACAAUCAGUAUUAUUAGUUCCCGCCUCCUGGCGCUAAAUGGCUACAGUGUUUUAUGCUCCGUGAAACGUUUAUUAGUCUAUUUUGUAUAAAAUUACUUGUUGUUGCAGAGAGAUGUGCACAAAUAAUUUAAGAAAUAUAAAAUAUUGUAUUCUUUCCAAAACAACAUAUACAACAUAAAAAAAUAGUAUACUUCUUUUGAUAAACUUAGUUGAGUUCUGUUUACUCGAUCGAAAGCUGUCAAUGACAGCUGAUUGGUACUGUGAUUGAAUAAUUCUAAAAUAAAAAUGCCGAAAGUAGUCUCAAGAAGUAUAAUCUGUUCGGAUACUAAGGAUCAAGAAGAAUACAGCGAAGAAAAACCAUUGCACAUUUAUUAUUGCUUAUGUGGGCAAAUGACAUUGAUUUUAGAUUGUGCUAUAGAAAAGUUACCUUUGAGAAAAAGAGAUGGUGCACGUGUCAUUGAUGGAAGUAAACAUGCCCACAAGAUGACUUGCGAACAAGAUGAAGUCGUAUACUUAAAACGCGCCGAAGGCAUAGAAAAACAGUAUCGUCAGAAAUGUAAAAAAUGCGGCUUGUUUUUGUAUUACAAACAUGAUCAAGGAACAAAUAUUGUAUUUAUAGUAAAAGGUGCAGUAAUUAAAAGUUCUGGUGAAGGUCCAAUGACAGAUAUAUACAACCAAGUUGCUAUCGAAAAACCCAAGAAGAUAAUGGUAACAAAACAUACCAAGAAUAUGGGAAAAUUCAGUUCUGUUACUGUCUCUACAAUUGAUGAAGAAGAAGAUGAAAUUGAAGCGAGAGAAGUUGCUGAUUCAUACGCUAAUAAUGCGAGGAUAAUAGAGAAACAGUUAGAAAGAAAAGGAAUGAAUAAACGAAAAGCUAUGCCCCCUCCUGAAGCGGAUCCAAAAAGGACAAGACCCAGAGGAACGUUAUUGGAUGUGUAAAUAUCGAUUGUAUUAUUGUCGUGUAUAUAAAUUAAAUUUUAUAUAAAAAACAGUAAAAAAAUAAAUAUUGUAUAAAUCUUU
Megachile rotundata (alfalfa leafcutting bee) is the source of this 1090-nucleotide messenger RNA. RefSeq names its product STING ER exit protein. Lineage: Eukaryota; Metazoa; Arthropoda; Insecta; Hymenoptera; Megachilidae. The record is from RefSeq and is a predicted model, not a curated record. Gene Ontology annotation, biological process: endoplasmic reticulum membrane organization; endoplasmic reticulum to Golgi vesicle-mediated transport.